Messenger RNA from Microbotryum saponariae, 3309 nucleotides. NCBI's taxonomy places the organism in Eukaryota, Fungi, Basidiomycota, Microbotryomycetes, Microbotryales, Microbotryaceae. The record is from the annotation of a GenBank genome assembly.
AUGAAGUUUGCGCAUUCGUUGGUGUUCAACUCCGUCCCCGAGUGGACGAGUCAUUAUCUCAAGUAGGUCAGCCUCCGCGUCCGAGUUUCGAUGAUAAGGAUCAGCGCUCAGCCUCCCCCAAAACCCCAAACUGAUCGUUCCCAUCGGUACAACAACUACAGCUACGAAGCGCUCAAAGCGGCCAUCUACCGUUUCGAGAAACAGCAACUCGCUCCCCCUCCGACCGAAUACACCGAUCUCGAACGAGGAGCGGACUCGCCUCUGCUAGGCAAUGGCAAUGGCAAUGGCGCAAGUGCCAACCGCGCAUCGAACGACAAGCUCUUCACGCGCUUGCUCGAUCAAGAGUUGAACAAGAUCACUGAAUUCUACGUCGCCAAGGAGAGGGAGCUGUUGGGUGAUCUCGCCUUGUUGCAGGCCGACGUGGACAGGAUCGAGGAUGAGACCUCCCAUUUGAGUGGGCAGGGCAUGACGUCCGGUGCAUCCGAUUCGGAGGACGAUCGUCAGGAUGACGACGAGGAAGGGGACGAAGGCGUCGCAGCCAAGACGAGCAAGAUGCUCAAAGGCGCGAUCGAACAAGUCUUCUCGAAUCCAAGGAAUUAUGAUGCCGCGAAUAGGGAGGCGAGGAAGGCGAGGCGGAAGAGGGCCAGCUCAUUCUCUAGGUCCAUCGAGGGACUUUCGGGUGGCGAAGGCUCGGGAGGGCGAAGGAGGGCGAGAGCGCUUUCGAAUGCGAGUGCGACGUCCGGCGACCUGUUGGGCAUCGACGACAUUCAGGAAGAGGAACAGGCGCAGAAUGGUGGGGCCCACUCGGCCGAGUUCGGCAGAAGGGCGGUGAGAAAGAUCGGGUCCAAGUCGUUCGGCACGCCAUCGAGGAAACGAGAUUCGAGUCGUUUUACGACGGGCAGUAUUGCCAAUGAGGAUGAUGAUGAUGGGGUCUUUGGUGGGACGAGCGAUUGGGCAAUCGAUACGAGGAUCAUGUACAAGAGGAGGAUCGCGGCGCUCUUUACGGUGAGCUCCGGUGGUUACGGCUCUGCGGUUCGCAGGUAGAGCUCAUGAGCUCAUCCCUUCCUCGAGCCCCGUGCAGGCCCUCUCCGAGCUCAAGCAAUACGUCGAUCUCAACUACACUGGUCUGAGCAAGGUCCUGAAAAAGUGAGGACAGAGGUUUAGGCCAACUCAAAAGGAGCAUCAGCUGAACCGCAGCGGUACUCCUUCACAGGUAUGACAAGAUCACCAACUCCAAGCUGCGAUCCAAGUACAUGUCCGAGGUCGUCGACUUGACCUUCCCGUUUGAAGCCGUCACGCAGGAACGUCUCUCGUCCGCGAUCAAGGUGCUCGUCCCGCUUUACGCCAACCUCGCGACGGGUGGCGACAUCGAUCAAGCGACGAAGCAGCUCAAUGCCCAUUUGCGCGAGCACGUCGUCUGGGAACGCAACACCGUUUGGCGCGAGAUGAUUGGUCUUGAACGACGAGGGUGGGGUGCUGGGACAGGCGCACCGAAGCGAGCAGCAACGGCGAUGCCGAUCAUCAAAGGGGACGAAACGAAGAGCGCCGAAGGAGUGGCGAGUCGGUCUUGGCUGCCUGCGUGGCUCAAUACCCAGGUUGUUGGGGGUAGUUUCGCGGUGCUGCUGUUCUUGACGUUGCUCAACCUCGAGCUUUUUGAUCGCGUCGAGGAGGGCAACUGUUUGGCGUUGCUGGCUUUCGUCACCAUCUUUUGGGCGCUCGAGGUGAGACACAGAAAUGUUCCUCUGCGUGUUAAUAUGCAUGCUCAUGAGCGACUUGUAUGAGUUGCAGAUUGUGCCGCUGUUCGUCACAGCCCUGAUGGUCCCCUUCCUCGUCGUCGUCCUUCGCGUCAUCCGUUCGACCGACGGCGAGGACCGUCGACUCACCGCCUCGGAAUCGACCAAGUACAUCUUUGGUCAAAUGUUCAGUCCGACCAUCAUGCUUCUCCUCGGUGGCUUUACGCUGGCCGCCGCGCUGUCGAAGCAGAAUAUUGACAAGGUCUUGGCGACCAAAGUGCUCUCCCUUGCCGGGACCAAGCCAAAGUAUGUCUUGUUGGCGUACAUGCUCGUCGCGUGCUUUGCGUCGAUGUGGAUCUCGAACGUCGCUGCACCCGUGUUGUGCUAUUCUUUGAUUCAGGUGAGGCUGGACCCAGACACAUCGCUACCAUCAAUAACAGUGCUGAUGUUCUGGGGGCUCCUAUCCUCACAUAGCCGAUCCUCCGAACGCUGCCCCAGAAAUCGCCCUUCUCGAAAGCUCUGAUUCUCGGCAUCGCACUCGCAUCCAACAUCGGUGGCCUAGCAUCCCCCAUCUCGUCACCUCAGAACCUCAUCGCGCUCGAGUACAUGAAUCCUCAAGUCUCCUGGCUCGGUUGGUUCGCCGUCUCGAUCCCCGUCGCGACGACAACGAUAUUUUGCAUCUGGCUCAUCUUGCUGUGGUCGUAUCGCUCGGGCAAGGGAUUGGUCAUUAAUCCGACGAGGGUUAGUCGGGAUCCGUGGACGAAGACGCAGUGGUUCGUCUCGGUCGUGACGAUCAUGACUAUCGUUUUGUGGUGCGUCGAGACGAGGUUGGCUUGGCUGGUCGGGGACAUGGGCGAGUUUUUCACCUUUCUUGAUCGAUCAAAAACUUUACGGUCUUGCUGAUGCUUGUUCCCCUUGUUUGCGCGCAGGCAUCAUCGCCAUCAUUCCCAUCGUACUCUUCUACGGAUCCGGCGUGCUUCGCAAAGCCGACUUUGAUCAUUCGCCUUGGUCGAUCGUGAUCCUCGCGAUGGGCGGCAUCUCGUUAGGCAAAUCCGUCCUUUCCUCUGGAUUGUUGGACGACCUCGAUCAGGUCGUCGAGGACCUCGUUUUGGGACUGGACAUUUGGCCCAUCCUUGCCUUGUUCUCCGUUAUCGUGUUGGUCAUCGCAACGCUGAUCAGUCAUACGUGAGUUGGGGUGGAACUCGAUCCGAAGGAACAAGUAGCAGCAGCGGGGAACUGAAUUCGUUUCCUCCCUUUCUCUCUUCGGACGUUGGUUGCCUCUCACCCCAGCAUCGCGGCCGUCCUCGUCGUGCCUAUCGCCGCUCGGAUCGGAGCAGCGAUGGAAACGCCCCAUCCAACGCUCUUGAUCCUUGCCACGGCCUUCAUUUGUUCGGCGGGGAUGGGUUUACCCAUCUCUGGGUUCCCCAACCUGCAAGCGAUCAACGUCGAGGACGAUUUGGGCGAUCGGUAUUUGGAACCGAGGGACUUUUUUACCAGGGGUAUUCCGGCGAGCGUGGUCGCGACGACGGUGAUCAUCACGCUUGGGUAUGGGAUCAUGAGAGCUUUGGGGGUGUAG